AUGGUAGUAACAUUGUUUGAACAGUUGUGUAAUGACCUGUUCUGGGAUAUUUUCGAUUACCUUGAAUUGGUGGAUAUCUAUGUUUCUUUCUAUGGGUUAAACUGUCGAAUCAAUUCAAAAAUACAUUCCAUUCCAUCUCUACACCUUGAUCAUCGAGCAUUUGUAUCAUCAAAAUUUGCCAACCACUUAGCUACUAUAGUCGAUCGUGUUGUUUCAUUAAAUGUUAUUGGUGCUACUGAUUCACUAUCAUUGACACGUUUCUAUGUACUUCAGUCACUUACAAUCAGUGACAUGCAACAUAAAGAUUUAAUAAUUAUAAUGUUGGACAUUUAUGAGUCGAAUACGUUGAAAUCACUAACUGUGUCAUUGAAUUAUUCAGAGCCAGAUGAUAUUGAAGAUAUAUAUAGUAUGAUUAUAUGUAAUAGGCUUCCAAAAACGUUGAAAACAUCUCAAAUAAUUAAUAAUAUUAAAGCAAUAGAAUUAAUAACAUUUGGGAAGGUAUCGACCGUUUGUCAAUCGAUCGAACAUCUAUACCUAAAAUCAUGUUUUACGAAUUGUUCGAGUACCACUACUUUAUUUCGACUAUUCUCAUAUAUGCCAAAUUUAAAAUAUGCUGAAAUUCUUCCGUUUUUAAAUUGUAAUAUGAGUUCACGGGAUAAAAUCAAUCCGCAAUCACUACUGAUGACAAGCAUAAAAGCGUUUCAUAGCACUUGCGUUGUAUUUUCAAUAGACUAUAUCGAUCUUCUUCUCUCUAUCAUGCCGUCUUUAAUAGUAUUACGUCUAAUAUGUUAUUCGAAUGAUAAAAAUAUAAUCGAUGCUUGGCAAUGGGAACAAAUAAUAUUAAGACGAAUACCCCUAUUAAAAAAGCUCAUUUUAGAUAUUAAUACGCAAUGUCAUACCACAUCAGAUGAUCUCCGUAAAGAUGAAGGAUUUAGAACAGAUUUUUGGUUGAAUCGGAACUGGUUUGUCUCUUUACAAGUGGCACGACAUAUGCUUCGAUUAUUUGUAUGGACGUCAAACCAAGAUUGCGACAGAAGUGGUAGAGAUGAGACUAAUUUCUGUAGUAGUUAA
Messenger RNA from Didymodactylos carnosus, 1071 nucleotides. The record is from the annotation of a GenBank genome assembly. NCBI's taxonomy places the organism in Eukaryota, Metazoa, Rotifera, Eurotatoria, Philodinida, Philodinidae.